AUUUCCUCCGUAUUAUUUCGAAUCGCUCUCGCGGUACUUUGACGUCAUCCGCAUGUUGAUUCUUGUUGCGCCGCAUAAAGUGCCUGCAAAACCCCUGUAUGAACCGCUAGAGGGCAGAACUGCAGUAUGUUCACUUGUUUAUCACGAGCAAGAGUUUUCACAGAAGAAGAGCGAAACGUCUACACCUCGAUACUUUCCAGUCUAUGUUUGUUUACAUUUUUAAUUUCCAGUCAAUAUUUGCACAUAGUGACAUCACUACGUAAAGAUGAAUGAGGAUACUCUUACCACUUUGAAAAUAUUGAUCAUCGGAGAAAGUGGAGUGGGGAAAUCAAGUCUUCUGUUAAGAUUUACAGAUGAUACAUUUGAUCCAGAAAUUGGUGCAACUAUUGGUGUAGAUUUUAAAGUGAAGACCCUCACUGUGGAUGGAAACAAAGCAAAGCUAGCAAUUUGGGACACAGCAGGACAGGAACGUUUUCGAACUUUGACACCCAGUUACUACAGAGGAGCUCAGGGUGUUAUACUAGUAUAUGACGUCACAAGGCGAGAGACUUUUGCCAAGCUGGACAACUGGUUGACUGAACUGGAUACAUACUGUACAAGAAAUGACCUUGUAAAGAUGCUGGUGGGAAACAAAAAAGAUAAGGAAGAUCGUCAGCUCGAGCGAGAUGAGGGCUUGAAAUUUGCUAGGAAACAUUCAAUGCUGUUUAUAGAGGCCAGUGCUAAGACGAGGGAUGGAGUUCAGUGUGCCUUUGAGGAGCUGGUGGAGAAGAUCCUGCAGAGUCCAGGCUUAUGGGAGAGUACACACAAGACCAGAGGAGUCCAACUAUCUGAACUCUCUCAAACUGAUGGAGGCUGUGGAGCAUACUGCUCACUUCUCUAGCAUUCAAACAAUGCAAGUUAGCUUCCAAACAAAGGAUACAUAAACCUCUUUAGUUUAUGUACCUAUGCAAGCGCCCAUACAAGUGACCAUAAGGAAAAAGUUAUAUUACCUGGACAGUUGUGAUCGUUUAUCAGUAUUCAUUUUAAUGUGAUCUCUGGGACAGCAGAUAAACUUCAAGAGGAGCCCUUUCCAAUUCAGGACAUGCUUAAUAUUUACAAAAAAGUUGAAACUUAAUUACAUCCCAGUUCGGUUGGUUCAGUUUAUAGUGUUUUACUUUGUUACGUCCCAGUGCCUGUGUUUCUUAUUUGUGGAGAGGUAAACAGUCAUCGGCCCAACUCAACCUUUCAAACUCCUGGAAUGAGAUCUCAGUACAACACAGAUUUCCAUCAACAUGCCCUCGCUUGAUGUCUGCGGUGUGUGUUCGUUCACUAUCAGCCCAUCUCUGGAUUCCACUUACUCUUCUUGUCAGUCACUGACGUUAAUUCACUUUUCUAUCCCGCUACAGGAAUCUGUGUUCAAUUCACUUCUAUCUCUGUGUUUUCACCCCGUGCUCCACAUCGGUCCUCUCUCACUUUACGGAAUAAUAGAGUUACCAUGGUUUUGGAUCUGAGCUUUACUGCUUUUAUUGACUUGGACCGCCCACUUAAAAACAUGUUUUUAAAGGGUUUACAAAUCAAACAGAUUGGCACCAUGACUCUCUAUUGUAUCUAUAAAAAGGGGGAAAAUAAGAAGAGAAUAGAAAAAAAGACGGCUUUUUUCCUUUAUAACUACUUGAAGUUGGAUGAAAUGUUUCACCUAAAGCAUCAUCAACAGUGUUAAACUCACUGUAGUGUCAGUUUGUCUUACAGAAAGAAAAGACGAUGUAAGUUUUGUCCAUGUUUAAAUGAAAGUCUUUGAGUGAGUCAUUAGGGUGUGACUAUAGACGGCUGAUUUUCACACCGAGAGAAAUGGAACAAAAGGACCAAUUUAGAAAACCUUAAGACAUCUAAUAGUAAUGCAGAGUAAAAAGUUACAUUCCCCAGGUUCCAAUCUGGACCAUUCUGGAGUAUUUAAGCAACUUAGUCUUUGCUUUACAGAGUAAUCCAGGGUGUCCCAAAUGUUUAAUCUUCUAUUCACGGCUUAAAAUCUAGAUGGCAACAUUUUCAGAAAGUGUGCAAGAAAAGCUGAGUUUAUGCAUUCCUUGUCAUUUUAAGAUCAAUUAAUAUUGACAAUUGAACGUUUAUGUAAUUACAAGUUGCAUGCAAUUUUAUCUUUAAUCUGUUGAACACAAAAUAAGAUAUAUUAAAGGAACACGCCCACAUUUUGGGGAUUUAGCUUAUUCACCGUAUCCCCCAGAGUUAGAUAAGUCCAUACAUACCUUUCUCAUCUCUUUGCGUGCUG
This is a messenger RNA of Paramisgurnus dabryanus, 2260 nucleotides long. RefSeq names its product RAB18A, member RAS oncogene family (gene rab18a). NCBI's taxonomy places the organism in Eukaryota, Metazoa, Chordata, Actinopteri, Cypriniformes, Cobitidae. The record is from RefSeq and is a predicted model, not a curated record. Gene Ontology annotation, molecular function: GTPase activity; GTP binding.